AUGACCGGCACAGGAGCUCCCGGCGGCGGCCCUCCCGCUAGCUUUAACGGUGGCCAAACCCCUCAGCGCUCAUUCGAAGACCGAGCUGCUGCCCGCGAGCAGAUGAUGUCCAACGUCCGCGAAUCGUCGCAACAAGAUCGCCGAGUCUACGUUGGUAAUCUCUCGUAUGACGUCAAGUGGCAUCAUCUCAAGGAUUUUAUGAGACAGGCUGGAGAUGUUCUCUUUGCCGACGUAUUGCUGCUUCCUAAUGGAAUGUCGAAGGGAUGCGGAAUUGUGGAAUAUGCGACCAGGGAACAAGCUCAGCAGGCUGUUACCCAACUGAGCAACCAGAACCUCAUGGGCCGUCUUGUAUACGUUCGCGAGGACCGUGAAGCUGAGCCUCGAUUCAUCGGAUCCGGCGGCGCCAACCGUGGUGGCUUCGCUGGCGGCAGUAUGCAUGGCGGAUUCCAUCCGGGCUACGGUGGUGGCCACGGCCACGGCGGCCACGGCGGCCCCGGCGGCCCCGGCGGCCCCGGAGCUGGCGGUGCCGGUCGUCAAAUCUAUGUUGCCAAUCUCCCUUUCAAUAUUGGCUGGCAAGACCUCAAAGAUCUUUUCAGACAAGCAGCCCGCAACGGCGGUGUUAUUCGCGCGGAUGUGCAUUCGGGUCCCGAUGGUCGACCCAAGGGCUCGGGUAUAGUGGUAUUCGAAAGCCCUGAUGACGCCCGCAGCGCUAUUCAGCAGUUCAAUGGCUACGACUGGCAGGGACGCACCAUCGAAGUCCGCGAGGAUCGCUUUGCUGGAGCCGGAAAUAUGGGCUUCGGCGGCCGAGGCGGCUUUGGUGGUGGAAUGCGUGGCGGCUAUGGCGGAGGCUUCGGUGGCCGUGGAGGGUUCGCCGGUCGUGGAGGGUUUGGUGGUGGCUUCGGCGGCCGUGGCGGCUACGGGAGUGGUCCUGGUGCCGGCGGCUUUGACGGCCCUCCUCCAGCAGCCGCUGCGCCCAACCCAUUCACUGACAAUGCUACUUCCGGAACUGAACGCAGUGAAAUCAUUUACGUGCGCAAUCUCCCUUGGUCCACUAGCAACGACGACCUGAUCGAGUUAUUCACCACCAUCGGCAAGGUUGAACAAGCCGAAAUCCAGUAUGAGCCCAGCGGCCGUUCGCGUGGCAGUGGCGUUGUUAAGUUCGACACUGCCGAGACUGCUGAGACCGCCAUCUCCAAGUUUCAAGGAUAUCAAUACGGUGGACGUCCUCUUAACCUGAGCUUUGUCAAAUAUGUGAACCAGCCGAGUGGCGAGCCCAUGGAAGCUGAUCCUCACGCUGGCCUAACUCAGGACCAGAUGAUGUAA
Molecule: messenger RNA, 1323 nt
Organism: Cordyceps fumosorosea ARSEF 2679
Lineage: Eukaryota; Fungi; Ascomycota; Sordariomycetes; Hypocreales; Cordycipitaceae
Product: Nucleotide-binding, alpha-beta plait
Exons: 8
Coding region: 1-1323 (440 amino acids)
Cellular component (GO): nucleus; cytoplasm
Molecular function (GO): mRNA binding
Source: RefSeq, a predicted model, not a curated record